GAUUACAGAUUUCUAUAACCCAAAAGCAACCGGCGAUCCAGUACAACAUAUCUAUAUCGAGAGUUAGGAUGUCAGCGGAAGCGGCGGCGCCAAAAACCGGAAACGCAACCGGUGAUCCAUUAGUUGGUCGAGACUCAGCAACCUUUCUUCCCACAGUUUGGGGCGAUCACUUCCUCCACAAUAAUGUGGACGACUCCCCUCAGGUUGGUUAAUUACGUUACUGGAGCUUCUUUAUUUCGCUUUUUUAUUUUUUUAUCAUUGCCUUGAGUUAAUUAGCCUUUUUCGCAACCAAGAAAAUGGAGACCAGAAACACAAAAUUGGGUCACUAAUACCUCGUGGUGUUGGACGACACAUAUCCCGUUGCGGAACUCCUAGCGUGACCAGAACGAGAACUGGUUGCGAAAAAGAAAAAGAGUGGAAUAUAAUCAUGUCGUUCUUAAAUAUUAAUUAAUGUCCCGUAUAAGUAUAUAUUAACAACUCGAUCCGGUCGUGAUUUAUCUUUAGGGUGGGCUCCUUUCGGUCGUUAUGCAUGAAAGCGAGUAUGAAGUUUUGAAGGAAGAGGUGAAGAGGAUGGUGACAACCGAUGAUGAUGGUGGUGAUGAUACUCCCCAAGCAAUUGCCAACAAGUUGCGGGUGAUAGAUGUAGUUCAGCGACUAGGUGUUGGGUAUCACUUUGAAACGGAGAUUGAAGGAGAACUUGCAAAGGUGCAUGCUCUUGGAGGCGAACUAUUCGCUAUUCGUGAUGACAAUAACACGACCCCCAAUGUUGAUCUAUAUCAUGCUGCUCUUUGGUUUCGAAUCCUCAGACAACAAGGCUUUCAAGUUUCCCCUGAUGUAUUUAGAAAGUUGAAGGACACCAGAGGAAGGUUCAAGGAAUGGUUGGCUUCGGAUGUGCAAGUGCUUCUGAGCUUGUACGAGGCAGCACAUGUGGCGGUCCAUGGAGAAGACAUAUUGGAUGAAGCCCUGGACUUUGCCACCAAGACUCUCAAGUCCAUUCUCCCUGAACUCAGCCCUUCGUUCCAGAAACAAGUAAACUUUUCCCUCGGCCUCCCCGCAUGGAAAUGUGUCCCCAGGACACUUACUAGGAACUUCAUCGACUUCUAUUUUGAGGAUCCAUCUCAUAACAAUAAACUCCUUCAAUUCGCAAAGUUGGACUUCAACAUGCUUCAAAAAUUCCACCAGCAAGAGCUCCGCGAAAUAUCAGAGUGGUGGAAAGGUCUUAAAGUGAGUACCAAAUUCUCGCAUGCAAGAAACAGGAUUGUGGAGUGUUAUUAUUGGAUUUGUGCUAUUUACUUCGAGCCUAAGUAUCGCUUAGCAAGAAUGAUACUCACCAAGAUCAUAUCAACGGUGUCAGUCAUAGACGACACUUAUGAUAACUUUGCUUCGUAUGAGGAGGUGGAGGCCCUCACAGAAGCUAUUGAAAGGAUGGAUGUUGGGGCUCUUGAAACAUUACCCGACACAAUGAAGGACCUAUAUCAUGCCAUCAUUAAGUUGUAUGACGAUAUCGAGAUUGAACUUGGAAAGAGGGGGCCUACGUUUGCUGUUGAUUAUGCUAAAGGAGAAUUGAAGAAAAUAUGUCGAGCCUACUUAGCUGAGGUCCAUUGGCGCGCAAAAGGCUAUAUUCCAACGCUGGAGGAGUACAAGCUCGAAGCAUAUGUCAGUGGCGGUUUACCCCUUCUCUGCACAUCUACUUUCAUUGGCAUGGAACCUGAAAUAGCUACGAGGGAGGCUUUUGAAUGGGUAACCAAUGAACCUAAGAUGGUAAGAGCCGUCGCUCUUAUUGGUAGGUUCCAAAACGACAUUGUUUCUCAUGAGUUCGAACGAGAAAGGAAGCAUGCAGCUUCGGCAAUCGAAUGCUACAUGAAGGAGCACUCGACAUCAAAGGAGGAAGCUAUUGAAUUUUUAUGGAAUGAGAUUUCUAAAGGUUGGAAAGAUAUAGCUGAAGAGUGUCAGAAACCAACUCCACUUCCAGUAGUCCUCACAGACCGCGUGCUCAACUUUGCACGUUCCAUUAGUGUGAUAUAUGAGAAGGGUGAUGGCUACACGGAUUCUAAUCUUUUGAAGGCCCACAUUGCUGCACUGUUCGCUGUUCCAGUACCUCUUUAAAGAAUAUUAAUAUCAACAAUAUUUCUUGUUGGUGGUGUUCAUUUGCUUAAUGUCAUGGUUUGUUCUUCUUUUUUCAUCAUUUUUUCUUCUCGUUUGAUUGUUGGUGAUCAAUAAACAUUCAAUUAUUAAGGACUUUCAUCUCUUCUAUUUACCCUAAUUUUUUACGUAUAAGUAAUCCUCUUGAAAAUGGUGAGGCAAACCUCAAUGAGAAUGUUGAGUUCCAAAGGGAGGUGUACUGUUAUAGUUUAGGCAAAAUCUCACAUCCGAAAAGUACGAGAGAGAUCCAUGGUUUAUAGAGAAAGCCAAUCUUAACUAACAAGAAACGUUUGUGAAAUGGAUGAGUUCUUAUAAGAAUUCUGAAAUUAAAGUACUCAAUGUGG
Molecule: messenger RNA, 2486 nt
Organism: Linum trigynum
Lineage: Eukaryota; Viridiplantae; Streptophyta; Magnoliopsida; Malpighiales; Linaceae
Source: the annotation of a GenBank genome assembly